AUGGACGAAAUAGGCUUGGGAUCCAACGAACAACAGAAGGAUGAUUCCAACACUGCAGACUCCCGCCCUGGGACCGGGAUGGCUGGAGCAUCAGGUGAUCCUAUGAAUCCUGACAUCGAGGAUCUGUAUGUCAAAUACAAGAAACUCCAAAAGCAGCUGGAAUUCUUAGAGGUACAAGAGGCGUACAUAAAAGAUGAACAGAAGAACCUGAAAAAGGAAUAUCUACAUGCGCAAGAAGAGGUUAAGCGUAUUCAGAGUGUCCCUCUGGUCAUUGGUCAAUUCUUAGAAGCGGUAGACCAUAACAACGGCAUCGUGGGCUCAACGACAGGAUCCAACUACUAUGUGAGAAUUCUGAGCACCAUAGACAGGGAGCUACUGAAGCCGUCGGCAAGUGUGGCCCUCCACAAACACAGCAAUGCCCUGGUGGAUGUUCUACCACCUGAAGCAGAUAGCAGCAUCACCAUGUUACAAGCAGAUGAGAAGCCAGAUGUCCAGUAUGCAGACAUUGGAGGUAUGGACAUUCAGAAACAGGAAGUGAGGGAGGCUGUGGAGCUUCCGCUGACUCACUUUGAGCUCUACAAACAGAUCGGCAUUGACCCACCUCGUGGUGUUCUCAUGUUUGGACCUCCAGGCUGUGGCAAAACUAUGUUGGCCAAAGCUGUGGCCCAUCACACUACAGCUGCGUUUAUUCGUGUGGUGGGAUCUGAGUUUGUCCAGAAGUACCUGGGAGAGGGUCCCAGAAUGGUCAGAGAUGUGUUUAGAUUAGCCAAGGAGAAUGCACCAGCCAUCAUCUUCAUUGAUGAGAUAGAUGCCAUUGCUACGAAGCGGUUUGAUGCUCAGACAGGAGCUGACCGUGAGGUGCAGAGAAUCUUGCUGGAGCUGCUCAACCAGAUGGAUGGCUUUGAUCAAACCGUCAAUGUUAAGGUUAUCAUGGCAACCAACAGAGCAGACACUCUGGACCCGGCUCUGCUGCGACCAGGUAGGCUGGACAGAAAGAUUGAGUUCCCCCUGCCAGACAGACGACAGAAGCGCCUCAUCUUCUCCACCAUCACCGGCAAGAUGAAUUUAAGCGAUGAAGUUGAUCUAGAGGAUUAUGUGGCCAGGCCAGACAAGAUCAGUGGGGCUGACAUCAAUGCCAUCUGCCAGGAGGCUGGCAUGCAGGCAGUGAGAGAAAACAGAUAUGUGGUGUUAGCCAAGGACUUUGAGAAGGGAUACAAGAACAACAUCAAGAAGGAUGAAACUGAACACGAGUUUUAUAAAUAA
Molecule: messenger RNA, 1263 nt
Organism: Candidula unifasciata
Lineage: Eukaryota; Metazoa; Mollusca; Gastropoda; Stylommatophora; Geomitridae
Source: the annotation of a GenBank genome assembly